AUCGCUCCUGCUACGGUGCUGUAGUGAACCCUACUUUCCUUGCCACGCCUGAAUUCAAGCUUCUUUCCUGGCCGCCCAUGGGUAGCCUUCCACUUGAAGCGAUGAUGCCACUGGACCCCGAGACAUUCGCCGGGGAGUCGGGCGCAGUGGUCGGCUUCCUCGCCGACUACUACCGCAACGUCGACAAGUACCCGGUCAUGGCUAACCCCGAGCCGGGCUCCAUCCGUAAGCUUCUUCCGGAUGCAGCCCCAGAGUUGGGUGAGUCCAUGGACCGCAUACUCGACGACGUGCAGCGGGACAUCCUCCCGGGGCUCACACACUGGCAGAGCCCCAGCUUCUUCGCCUACUUCCCGGCGAACGCGAGCAGUGCAGGGUUCGCCGGGGAGAUGUUGUCCGCUGGUCUCAAUGUCGUACCUUUCGUCUGGACGGCAUCACCGGUGGCCACCGAGCUGGAGCAGGUCGUGGUUGAUUGGAUGGCUAGCCUCCUCGGCCUACCGGAGCGCUUCCACUUCAAGGGAGGAGGAGGCGGUGUCCUGCACGGGAGCACGUGCGAGGCCGUGGUGUGCACGCUUGCGGCCGCACGCGACCGUGCGUUGAGCAAGCUCGGCCAUGAAGGCAUCCUCAAGCUGGUCGUGUACGCCUCGGACCAGACCCACGCGACCUUUCAGAAGGGCGCGAGCAUCGUCGGCAUCCCUCCAGCAAACUUCCGCAUCCUACGGACGUCGGCGGAGUCAGGAUACGGCCUGACUGCCGACACCGUCCAAAGAGCAGUGGAGGAAGACGUCGCCCGCGGACUGGUUCCUCUUUACCUGUGCGCCACAAUCGGCACUACCGGUCUCGGGGCCAUUGACCGAGUGCGAGAGCUCGGUCAUGUUGCUCGGCGUUAUGGAACCUGGCUGCACAUCGACGCUGCAUACGCCGGCAGUGCGGCCAUUUGCCCAGAGUUCCAAGGUAACCUCGACGGCGCUGAGCUGGCGGACUCGGUGAGCAUGAACCCACACAAGUGGUUGCUCACCAACAUGGACUGUUGCUGCCUUUGGGUGGCAAACCCCACCACCAUGACCGACGCACUGUCCACCGACCCAGAGUACCUCAGGAACGUCGGCGGUGCGUCAAAGAUGACGACAGACACGAUCGACUACAAGGACUGGCAGAUUGCCCUGUCACGCCGCUUCCGCGCCAUCAAGCUGUGGGUGGUGCUGCGGCGCUAUGGAACGGCGGGCAUGCGCGCGCACAUACGGAGGCACAUCCGGAUGGCGGAGUGGUUUGAGCGCGUCGUGGCGGCUGACGAGCGCUUCGAGGUCGUGGUGCCGAGGAGCUUCUCCCUCGUGUGCUUCCGCCUCCGCCCGCGCUUCAUGGAGGAUAAAGCGGUGGAGUCCCUGAACCGCGAGCUCCUCGUGGCGGUGAACGCAAGCGGGCGGGCGUUCAUGACGCAUUUCGUUGUGGAUGGCAAGUUUGUGAUCCGCCUAGCCGUGGGUGGCUCCAUGACGGAGAUGCGGCACGUCCGCGGAGCAUGGGAGCUGAUCAAGGAGAAGGCCAAUGAAUUGCUCGCCGGCUGUUAGUUAGAUUUCAUGGCUGAUAUAUAGUAGCUAGUCAUCAGUCCAUCAUCAUCUUGCUUGCGACUAAGAGUUCCGUGGCAGGAGUUUAAGAGUUAUUGCGAUGUGGAAUGAAAGUCAAGAGAUGACAUAACAUAUUGCCAUUGUUUUCCCUUACCAACACAAAUACUUAUCCAUGAAACCCCUGCUGAGUAAAUCUGCUACGAAUGGUCCCGGCGGAAGAAUAGUUCCUGUGAUACUUGCAGCCCUGCAUCGGCAAAAAUA
Molecule: messenger RNA, 1820 nt
Organism: Panicum hallii
Lineage: Eukaryota; Viridiplantae; Streptophyta; Magnoliopsida; Poales; Poaceae
Product: tyrosine decarboxylase 1-like
Exons: 2
Coding region: 78-1562 (494 amino acids)
Biological process (GO): amino acid metabolic process
Molecular function (GO): carboxy-lyase activity; pyridoxal phosphate binding
Source: RefSeq, a predicted model, not a curated record